Molecule: messenger RNA, 3005 nt
Organism: Rubroshorea leprosula
Lineage: Eukaryota; Viridiplantae; Streptophyta; Magnoliopsida; Malvales; Dipterocarpaceae
Source: the annotation of a GenBank genome assembly
AAGAAGCAAAUGGCUAAUCGUGCGGAACGGUUUGAUCAGCCGAAGCUCCGUUUCACUGUUCACCAGCUUACUCUGCAAUUCCAGUUCCAGGCAUUAUUCUAUCAACCCUAACUCUUUCCUUUACCUCCAUUCCAGUUUUCCAUUUCACUCGUAGUUUCUGCUUGAAAUGUAUUUUGUUCUCAAUUUUACCCAUAAAAUUCGAGAAACUUUAACUGGACCUUGCAAAUAUUUUAGGCUUUUCCAGUUUCAUAGAUGUAGUUGUUGCAGUGGGUUUGGUUUUGCUGCAAAAGAUGUUUCUUUUAGACCCACGAGCCUUAUUUGGGAAUGCCCAUUUGGUUGCUUUGGAGUAAGUUCUCCAUUGUUGUCGGCAUGUAGUUUUAGCUCCCGUUAUCAUUCAGGCACCAGGUCUAAGUUGCCCAGAUUGGAAAUAGAUGAUUUUGAUGAUAGAAAGUAUAUGAAUGACAAAUUUCGGCAGGUGGGAAUUAAGGGUUCUGAGAAUUUGACCUUAAUUGGCAGUCUACUGAAUCAAAACCCUAGCUUUGAUGACUGUGAUGAGUCUGAAGAGUCCGAUGAAGAAGAAGAAGAAGGUGGGGAUGGUAGUGAUAUUGAUGAUAAUUUUACAGUAUUGAAUUCCUUUAAAAGGAAUCAGAUACAAAGAGAGGAUGUUUGUAGAGUUGAGUUGGAGGAAGAUGAAUUUAGACACCCCUUAGUGAAAGAGGUUUGUAGGUUAAUUGAACGUAGGUCAGCGUGGAACCCAAAGCUUGAAGGGCAAUUGAGGAACCUUCUAAGAAGUCUCAAACCUCGCCUAGUUUGUGCUGUUUUGCGCUCACAAGCUGAUGAACGAGUGGCUUUGGAUUUCUUCUACUGGGCUGAUCGACAAUGGCGCUACCGUCAUGACCCAAUUGUGUAUUAUGUAAUGCUUGAAGUUCUUAGUAAGACUAAAUUGUGUCAAGGUGCCAAACGAGUUCUUCGGCUCAUGGCACGUCGAGGACUUGCUUGUUGGCCUGAAGCAUUUGGUUAUGUAAUGGUGUCAUAUAGUAGGGCUGGAAAGUUGAGGAAUGCAUUGAAGGUUUUGACCAUGAUGCAGAAGGCUGGAGUUGAUCUGAAUUUGACGAUUUGUAAUACUGCAGUUCAUGUUUUGGUCAUGGCAAAUAGGUUGGAAAAGGCACUGCAAUUCUGUGAACGAAUGCAAAUUGUUGGAAUUACUCCUAAUGUUGUCACUUAUAACUGCUUGAUCAAGGGAUAUUGUAAUGUUCAUCGGGUUGAUGAUGCAAAGGAGUUAAUUGCUGAAAUGCCAUUUAAAGGAUGUUUACCAGAUAAAGUUAGUUACUAUACCAUAAUUGGUUUCCUAUGUAAGGAGAAAAGGGUGAAAGAAGUGAGGGAUUUAAUAGAGAAGAUGGUGCAAGAAAGUAGUUUGUCUCUAGACCAGGUUACAUAUAACACUCUUAUCCAUAUGCUGUCCAAGCAUGGGCAUGCAGAUGAGGCUCUUAACUUUUUAAGGGAAGCUGAAGCGAGAGGAUUCCAGAUUGAUAAGGUUGGCCAUAGUGCAAUAGUUCACUCAUUGUGCAAAAAGGAAUUGAUAGAUAAGGCAAAAGGUCUUGUGAAUGAAAUGCUAUCGAAGGGUUGCAUCCCUGAUGUAGUGACUUACACUUCUGUUGUUGAUGGGUUUUGUAGGGUAGGGAAGUUGGACCAAGCUAAAAAGAUGCUUCAGCAGAUGUGCAAGCAUGGCUGCAAGCCAAAUGCUGUAUCAUAUACAGCACUGCUACAUGGGCUUUGUAAGAACGGAAACUCAUCAGAGGCAAGAGAGAUGAUGAACAUGAGUGAGGAAGAGUGGUGGACUCCAAAUGCUAUCACUUAUAGUGUUGUUAUGCAUGGGCUACGCAAGGAAGGGAAAUUAUCUGAGGCUUGUGAUGUUGUGAGGGAGAUGGUUAGAAAGGGAUUUUUCCCAACCUCAGUUGAAAUUAACUUACUAAUUCAGUCAUUAUGCCAUAAGGGAGAAAUGAAUGAGGCCAAAAAAUUCAUGGAGGAGUGCCUAAACAAUGGGUGUGCUGUUAAUGUUGUAAAUUUUACAACUCUUAUUCAUGGGUUUUGUCAGAAAGAUGACUUAGAUGCUGCUUUGUCAUUGCUUGAUGACAUGUAUCUGAGCAACAAACACCCUGAUGCAGUCACAUAUACAACAGUAAUUGAUGCACUUGGAAAGAAUGGUAGAAUAGAGGAUGCAACUAAUUUUACAAUGAAGAUGGUAAAGAAAGGUUUGAUUCCUACUCCUGUUACUUAUAGGACUGUCAUCCACAGGUAUUGCCAAAUGGGUAGGGUGGAAGAUCUGUUGAAGUUAUUAGAAACCAUGCUUUCAAGGCAAAAGUGUAGAACAGCCUACAAUCAAGUUAUUGAGAAGCUUUGUAGUUUUGGAAACCCUGAGGAGGCUGAGAAGCUCUUAGGUAAGGUUUUGAAAACAGCUUCAAGAACUGAUGCAAACACAUGCCACAUGCUUAUGAAGAGUUAUUUGAACAAAGGGGUUCCUCUAUCAGCAUAUAAAGUAGCUUGUUGUAUGUUCAACCGAAAUCUUAUUCCUGAUUUGAAGUUAUGUGAGAAGGUGAGUGAGAGACUUAAAUUAGAAGGAAAAUUGGGAGAAGCAGAUAACCUUAUGUUACGGUUUGUGGAGCGUGGAUGUCUUCUGCCUCAGUGUGAAUAAUUUUUGUGAAGAUAGUUAGGGUUAUUCUAUCUCAAACUGCUGUAGAUACUGCUGCAAUUCCCCACCAACCUUCCCCUGACAUUAGAAGCUCUAUCUUCAAAGUUCAGAGCCUUGAAAUAACUAAAUCCAUGUUCCCUCCCCACAACUUAUGUGAGUUUAAUGUAAACCAUUCUUUUUAGAUUCUGUUUCUAGUUGCAAAUAAUUUAUUAUGUUUACUUUCCUUAGAUUGCUUUGAGAUCUUUUGUUGUUGUGUUAGAUGUUACUCAAUUUUUUUUUUCACAUUUCGUAAUGGUAAUAGAACAUUGUUUUGAGC